AUGUCUGCACCACCACCUUUGAAACCAAUGACGUCAGCGAACCGAUUGACAGUCAAGACAAGAAGUAGGCGGACAUCAUCCGUUGGCAAGAUCGACCUUGGUGACACUGUACCCGGUAUCGGGACCAUGAGUGAAACCAGAGAGUCAAGAGAUGAUUCCAACAAGCGUAUGAAGGCUUUAGCGGAGGCAAAGGAAAAUGAUAUGGCGCUCUUACAAAAAUUCUGGCUUACCUAUAGAGAAUUGAGCUAUCGUCAUGCCUGGUUGACACCCCUCAUGAUCAUGGCCAUUGUUUACACGGCAUACUUCACUUCAGGUAACAGGACAGAAAAGAAUCCUUUGCAUAUGUUCGUGGCCGUUUCUUAUAGAAUUCGUGAUACUGACAUGUACGGUAAAGGUAUCAAGGAUCUCUGUUUCGUUUUCUUUUACAUGAUCUUUUUCACGUUCCUGCGUGAAUUCCUCAUGGAAUGUGUCAUUCGUCCAAUAACCAUUGCGCUUGGCGUCACCUCUCACCAUAAAGUCAAGAGAAUGAUGGAACAGGUCUAUGCAAUUAUCUAUUAUGGGUUUUCAGGUCCCGCAGGACUUUACAUCAUGUAUCAUUCGGAUUUGUGGCUUUUCAAGACCGCUCCGAUGUACAGAACUUAUCCAGAUCUAUUAAAUCAUUACCACUUCAAAGUCUUUUAUUUGGCGCAGGCAGCGUUUUGGGCUCAACAGGCUUGUGUUCUCGUUCUGCAACUGGAGAAACCAAGAAAAGAUUACAAAGAACUAGUUUUUCAUCACAUCAUUACUUUGUUAUUGAUUUGGUCCUCUUACGUUUUCCAUUUCACAAAAAUUGGUUUAGAAAUCUAUAUUACCAUGGACGUUUCUGAUUUCUUUUUGUCUUUGUCAAAGACUUGCAACUAUUUGGAUUCUGCUUUAACAGCGCCGGUCUUCAUGACUUUUGUUGCUAGUUGGGUUUAUUUGCGUCACUACGUCAACCUUAGAAUCCUUUGGUCAGUUCUGACUGAGUUCCGUACUGAAGGCAAUUAUGUUUUAAAUUUUGCCACACAGCAAUACAAAUGUUGGAUUUCGCUGCCAAUCGUUUUUGUCUUGAUCGCAGCUCUGCAAUUGGUUAAUCUAUAUUGGCUUGGAUGCAUCGGAAGGAUUCUAUACAGAUUACUAUGGAAAGGAAUUCAGAAGGAUGAAAGAAGUGAUAGUGAAUCGGAUGAUGAAGAAGAAGUUGACAACGAGCAAAAGAACAGCAAACCAAUCACUGAGACUGACAACAUCAACAUACAAGAUAUACCAAGGGAUGUAAAGCACGAGAAGGCACACUGA
Molecule: messenger RNA, 1314 nt
Organism: Torulaspora delbrueckii
Lineage: Eukaryota; Fungi; Ascomycota; Saccharomycetes; Saccharomycetales; Saccharomycetaceae
Product: TLC domain-containing protein
Exons: 1
Coding region: 1-1314 (437 amino acids)
Biological process (GO): ceramide biosynthetic process
Cellular component (GO): membrane
Molecular function (GO): sphingosine N-acyltransferase activity
Source: RefSeq, a predicted model, not a curated record